Molecule: messenger RNA, 1945 nt
Organism: Haliotis rubra (blacklip abalone)
Lineage: Eukaryota; Metazoa; Mollusca; Gastropoda; Lepetellida; Haliotidae
Exons: 2
Coding region: 622-1794 (390 amino acids)
Molecular function (GO): aminoacyl-tRNA deacylase activity
Source: RefSeq, a predicted model, not a curated record
UGCAAAUGGAUAAGGCACUAUCACGAGAGUCUGUUUUAGGGGUAUUACAGUAUAUUUGCACUGAUGUUGUUUUACAGAUGUUUGGAAUACAGGGUACCAGUGCUAAAGGAUAUGAAUAUCUCACCACCGGGCUGUUAUAGACUUUCAGCUGACUAUAUAAUUUAUCGACCUGUCACCUGUGAAGGAAGACAGUCCUAUAUAUAGCUCGGCGGUCAGUGUCGUUCAGCAGUCAGAGAGAUCACCACAGAGCGAUCACUUAGUAACGGACGGCAGUAUCAACAUGAAGAAGUAAACGUUGUGACUGGAUUGUCCAAGCUCACCUAACAUCGAACUAUGUGUUGAAGAUAUUUCCCAAGUCGACAUAUUUGAUAAUUUUACGGACGCAUUUCAACCAUGAACAAGUGAGAUACGAAUCACGAUGGUGGGCUACUAGGAAGUGACAGUAACACCGUGGACACAGUAUGCAGACCCAGUAGUGCAGUAAUUCCCCGGCAGUUUCCACAUAAACCCGCGGGAUUCCUACAUAUCAAUUUGUGGGGCAGAUUGUGGCGAUGACGCGACGAGUCUGUCCUGUGAAGAUGGGAGGGAUGACAAUAUGUCAUCCACCAAUUUACCUCCACGAUGGCUUCAGUGGAGGUGGCCAGGCACUUCGGGCGACCGAAGCUGUCCUGUCGUAUCCUCUUCAAGUCCUGGUUCCAGACCGAGGAAUCUCAAUGCGGCCAUGAUCGACAACAGGCAGACUGUAAUGUGAUUGGCUCAGCCACACCUGAGGAUCAACCGAGCCCCAGUGCCGAGAUGACCUCUCCAGUGAGAAGCCUCGAGGAGGCUCCAGGGAUAUCAGAAGAUGUCAUGGGAGGUGAAGGGGUACAGAUGGCAACUCCCGGCUUACGGCAAGUCCCAGACAGCGGGACUUCCUGUGGGCCUCACAGACGGGGAUGGGGACACAAUAUGGUAUUCACACAAUGCGGCCAUGAUCGACAACAGACACACCGUAAUGUGAUGGGCUCAGCCACAUCUGAGGACCAACCGAGCCCCAGUGCCGAGAUGACCUGUCCAAUGAGGAGUCUCGAGGAGGCUCCAGGGAUAUCAGAAGAUGUCAUGGGAAGUGAAGGGGUACAGAUGGCAACGCCCGGCUUACGGCAAGUCCCAGACAGCGGGACUUGCUGUGGGCCUCACAGACGGGGAUACAAUAUGAUAUUCUCACAACCUCCUGGUGUUUCCUCAGCUCUAUGUAUCUCUAACCUUGGUGAAUUUGCCCCUGUCAACAUUGCGGACACAAAUACCAUCGAUGACGGUGAUGUAUCCUCAAGCCACCCAGGUAUUCUGGAUCUGAUGAAUUUGCUGUUAGGGUUUGGCGUUCAGUCCAAACCGGUUCCAUACAAACCCCGGAGAGACAGGCACGUCUGUACAGGUGAGGUUUUCUGCAAGAACUUGUUUCUCAAAGAUAGAAGAGGUCAUUUUUACUUGGUUAUCUGUGACGAACAAAAUGAUCUGGAUUUGAAAAGACUUCGGCUCAAGCUAAAAGCUUACAGGAAUUUUUCUUUCGGGUCACAAGACGAAAUGGCAGCCAUCUUACAUGUUUCGGCGGGCGGUCUGACACCAUUCGCUCUGAUGCAUGGAAGCGCACGUGAUGUUCGUGUUGUCAUGACUAAAGACCUCACAACUGAUAAAGAAGCUCUGUUGAAUUUCCACCCACUUGAUGCAAAUCUUACACUACCCGUAAGACUUACUCACCUGAUUAAAUUUCUGGAUCACUUCAGAUUUCAGCUCGAUAUUGUUGAUAUGUCCUGCUAAACGUCAGAUCGCCGUAUACAUAUUGAAAACUGGAAUGGCACUGUGCAGUUUAAUACAAUCCUAUACACAGACAUUGCUAUUUUCUGUGGGGUUUUAGGAAAAAAUGUCCUGGGAAAAAAAGUCAUGGAUUUGGAUUGGAAAAUAAGUCAUA